This is a messenger RNA of Drosophila obscura, 633 nucleotides long. Its product is annotated as ERI1 exoribonuclease 2-like. NCBI's taxonomy places the organism in Eukaryota, Metazoa, Arthropoda, Insecta, Diptera, Drosophilidae. The transcript has a single exon. Gene Ontology annotation, biological process: exonucleolytic trimming to generate mature 3'-end of 5.8S rRNA from tricistronic rRNA transcript (SSU-rRNA, 5.8S rRNA, LSU-rRNA). Bases 1 to 633 code for a protein of 210 amino acids. Gene Ontology annotation, molecular function: 3'-5'-RNA exonuclease activity; nucleic acid binding. The record is from RefSeq and is a predicted model, not a curated record.
AUGCAUAGCUACACGUACGUCAUUGCCGUGGACUUUGAGGCCACCUGCUGGGAGAAGCAGCCGCCGCCACAAUGGCGCGACGCGGAGAUAAUUGAGUUUCCGGCCAUUUUGGUGAAUCUGAGAACGGGCAAGGUGGAGUCGCAGUUCCACAAGUACGUGAAGCCCGUGGAGCUGCCGCAGCUGAGCAAGUACUGCACCAAUCUGACGGGCAUACAGCAGAAGACGGUGGAUGCCGGCGUGCCCGUGCAGACGGCGCUCGAUUUGUUCAUCGAGUGGCUGAAGCGGGAGCUGAAGGAACGCGACCUCACGCUGCCCAAGAUGAGUGAGGCGGAGCCGCUGGGCAACUGUCUGCUGUCCAGCUGGACGGACUGGGACUUUGGCAUCUGUCUGGCCAAGGAGUGUGUGCGCAAGGAUAUGCGCAAGCCCGGCUGCUUCGAUCAGUGGAUGGACGCGAGGGCCAUUUUCCGGCAGUUCUACAAUUAUCGUCCCUACAACUUCAGCAAUGCGCUGGCCUACCUGAAGCUGAACUUCCAGGGACGUGCUCACUCCGGCAUCGAUGAUGCCAAGAAUCUGGCCACACUGCUGUGCAAGAUGUACAGGACGGAGCUCCGUUGGCGGUCACCAAGGACUUGA